Molecule: messenger RNA, 1067 nt
Organism: Oryza sativa Japonica Group (Japanese rice)
Lineage: Eukaryota; Viridiplantae; Streptophyta; Magnoliopsida; Poales; Poaceae
Biological process (GO): mitochondrial respiratory chain complex IV assembly
Cellular component (GO): mitochondrial inner membrane
Source: RefSeq, a predicted model, not a curated record
AAAAAUCAUCAUGUUCCUGUGUGAAAUAAGCAAGCCUCAGCAAAUGUAAAAUACAAUGACUAUUGACUGGGCCUUUUACUUGUUACUACUAGUAAGAAACAACACAAUAGUUGUGAAACAUGCAAGGCAAACAUGAACGAGGCAGAUGCCUUGGCAAGAGAAGAGAAGAGAAGAAACCAUGUGAGUAGCCAACAGACAAGGAAGACCAAAGAGUCCAAAACCGAUAGAGCCAACUGUUGGGAGCAAGCAAAACCGACAACCUUGGGAGCCUUGUAGCAAAGAAACGGCGGCCCACAAGAAGCAGGUGGCCCGGCCACUGGUUUCAGUGGUACUAUGUGUUUGCUGACGGUUUUGUUUUUGUGUGUUGGGGCUGUUCCUAUAAAUUCGAUGCGAUAGCAUCCCAUUUCUCAUCACUCACAGUCUCACUCCCAGAUCACAUCCUCAGAUUCAGAGUCGUCGAAAAUCAUCAAGAAGAUGGAGCGGCUGAGCUCAUCGGUGCAGUCGUGGGUGGAGGAACACAAGCUGGCCAGCAUCGGAGGGCUGUGGGCGACGGCGGUGGGCGCAUCGGUGGCGUACGGGCGGAGGAAGACGCCGCAGAUGCGGCUGAUCCACGCCAGGCUUCACGCGCAGGCCCUCACCCUCGCCGUCCUCGGUGGAGCCGCCCUUGCGCACCACUACUACAACCCAUCAUCCAACACCAACAACAGCAGCAGCUUGGACUACGACUUCUACUCGCAGCUGCCGCCGGCCACCACCGACGACGGCCAGGAGAACGAGAGGUGGAGCUGGUAGUGCUACCCUUCCUUCCUGCUGCAAGAUGCAGACAAAUGAAGAUGAUGACGAUCACGAUGAUCAAUUAGUAAUAAUCUAAUCGGCUCCAUUAGUUUUAUCUUAUCUUAAUAAUAGAGUAUGUCCUCCUCCUAAUCCAUCCACCUAGGAUGGUCUUAUCCACUCCAACCCAUCCUCUGCUCUGUACUAUGUAAUUAUCCAUUCCAUUCCAUCCGGACCCUGCUUUUCCGAUGCCUUGAUUACAAUUGAUGUCAGUGGUAUGCUUAUUUGUUCCUCCA